Molecule: messenger RNA, 6518 nt
Organism: Octopus sinensis (East Asian common octopus)
Lineage: Eukaryota; Metazoa; Mollusca; Cephalopoda; Octopoda; Octopodidae
Product: genetic suppressor element 1
Exons: 16
Coding region: 48-6047 (1999 amino acids)
Source: RefSeq, a predicted model, not a curated record
AUAUAUAUAUAUAUAUUGUACACACAUAUAUAACAUAACACAACACAAUGGGUAGCAGAACUGUUUGUUUUGUGUGUGGUAACCUCGGAGCUGAUUCGGGUCGUAUACUGUAUACGAAACCGCGCUUGGACAAGGGACCCUAUUUCCCGUUUCUGGAGGACCACGAACCUCCCAAAGGAGCUCGACUGCUCGGUGCUGAUGGCACAGUGGACAGCUGCAGAGUGUGCCACGCCUUCCUCACUCAGCAAUGGGAUACCUACGAACGUAAUAAGACACCGAGCGUCAAGAGAUUGUACUGGCUAAAACGUUCGGACAAUGGCCAGUUCACUGGAGCGGAAAUGCGACUACAAGGUGAGUACAUCGCCCAAGUUAUGGGCCUACAAUACAACCCAGGUUCUGUAGAUUCUGGUUUUAAUUCGUCCAGUCCCAAUGUGACUAAAUCCCGUUUGAUUUCUUUAGCCGACCCUUACGCUGCCCUCGACACCCGAGGGGCCGCCGCUGAUGUUGCUCUUGAUUUAUCGGUUCAUAAAAACAAUGGCCAUAGUUCUUCUAGUAGUCGUGACUAUCGUUCCAACAAUACGGACGAAGUGACCAGUUUUGACCCGCAUGCCAAAAGCAAUAGUAGCAACGCCACCACCACCGUCACUGAUAAAUGUCGUUCAUCCUCCUCUUCCUCCUCAUCAUCAUCAGCCAAAUAUGUUUGCUUCACGUGCGGCGCCCUCCAACCGUGGAUAACACGUCGGUUCAUUUUCGCCUUCAGACAACCUUCGGGUGACCCGUAUUUUCCCUUUUUGACCCGGUUCAGUACCCGAGCGGGCGCAGCACCCCUUUCCGACAAAGGCAUCGCCGCCGUCUGCAACAUAUGCAGACGGACCCUUUAUCAACAAUGGAAAGACCAAGAGAUGGCCAACAUCAGCAUCGAAAACAGAACUUAUAGAAUCAACAAGGAGAAAUAUCCCGACACGAAAGACAAUAUCUGUAUCAGUAGUAGUAGUAUUAAUGCAGGUGGUAGUAGUAGUAGUAGCAAUAGUAGUCAUGUUAGUGAAAAAACUUUGUCAGGCAGCAACACCACCACCACAACUACUAGCAGUACAGCCAACAAAGAGAUAUGUUAUCUGUGUGGUCAAUUUAUGUCACAUUCUUCAUCCCGCCUCCUGCAUACGCUGACCAAAGACAGUAGGUCAAAUAUGAUGCAUUUCCCAUUCAUUAGAGACCUGCCCCGGCCAGAAGGAGCACAUCCUCUAAAUCCCGACGGCACAGUUAUAGCUUGUCGUGUAUGUGUUGACCACCUUGCUGCCCAGUGGCACAUGUACGAGAGUCAGGGUGUCAAACUCUCCCAGAGACAGUUCACGCUUCCAAUAAACCUCAACAGAGCUACUUAUACAUAUCAGUCCAGUGAUUCUUCCAGUUUCCCCACGUCUGAAGGGGACGUGAGUCAGCCGUUAAACAUUCAAAUCACCAGUGGUAGUCCUGUUCCCACAGUGCCGACGGGCUCUCAGGGACUUCUUGCCAUAGCCACUCCAAUAACUUCUUCGUCCACUGCCCACAAUAACGGCGAGGUUAGCAACCGUUCCAAUGUUUCAUCGGUGUACAGUAACCAGUUUCCGUCCUCCUCCUCUUCUACAAUUGAUGCCAGAAGAGUUCCUGUUGACAUGAAACCGAAUUUAGCUGCCCUUGACAACAGCCUUAAUAUCAACAACAACAGUAGUAGUAGCAACACUAUUACAGCCGCAACAAUACCGCAUCCUUUGCAAUGUGUUAGUAGUUUGCCGAAAAAAGUCUGUUUUCUGUGUGGAGAAAGCUGUCUUGUUGCCAACAUGCAUGUCUUGUGUUCUUAUCCCGCCAGACACGAUGCUAAAGUUCCAAAUGGACAGACCAACCCAUUUUUCCCAUUCUUAGCCAAUCGUGACCCUGCUCAAGGUGCUGAGACCAUGAGUGAUGAAGGAACAGUGAUGUCCUGUCAAUAUUGUUACCAUAUGCUACUAAAACAGUGGAAAGAUUAUGAAAACUGUAAAACCCCAGGGACCAGUAACCGAUGGUUAAGAAAAUAUGUUCUCAAGAAUUUCACUUGUUACGUUUGCAGUAGAACGGCUGAGCGGAAAAAGAUCUGUACUUUACAAGUUCCCAAGUUUCCUUUCCUCAAAGAUCACAAAGUACCCCAGGGUGCAUUGGUGAUGGAUAGCGGAGAGAGUGUUGUUGUCUGCAAAGGAUGCUCUCGUAGUUUGCACCGACAAUUCACUGAAUUUGAGCGAAUGGGUCUUCGUCUAGAACUACGGAAAUACAACUGGAUUCAGCCACCUGGUGGCGAUGACUCUAUGGAUGAACAACAUAGUCAGACGGAUGAGAAUGGUCCGACGCCACUGAACAGUAGCUCUCACGGAGGAGAUGGACACGACAACCAGUCUUCUGCUGCUGAUUUGACCACCACAACAGCAUCCACCCAUUGGCCGUCCUCGUCACAUGCUGGACUCCCCCAGGGUGCCAAGCCCCCACCCCUCACCAUGGUCAACUCAGGUGCAUCCAAAGUGACCCGAAAUACAGCAACUGUGCAGCCCCUCAGUCAGGUAUCAUCGUCGCCUAGCAACAGUGUGACCUCGAUCAGUGGCAACGCUGCCCUGAAUGCCACACGCACAUCUAGUUUUGCAGCUGCACUAAGGAAAUUGGCUAAUCAAGCCAAAGAUCCAGAUGAUGGUCCUAGUGUGAAAGCUGUUCCAACAACAAGUGUGAGUCCCCGAUCCUCAACACCGAAACGUGGUCCUCCUCCAUUGGUUUAUUCAAGCCAGUCAUCAUCAUCAUCAUAUCUGACCCCACCCCCUGUAGUGACAAUCGCUCCAACUCAAGCUCACCCAACACACCUCCACUCAGAAGCUCAUUCUCAGAAUUUGGAACGUACUCACUCCGUACAAAGCUCAUCUUCAUCGCUCUAUGACCCCCUUACUAUAAAACAGGAAAGAGACCACCGACCCUUGUCAUCACAAUCUCGAGAUGGUGACACAGCAAAAGAAUGCAUUAUCCAGCCAUCCCACAGGUUGGUUAAAAAGACUACAUCAUCAGCUUUAUCAUCAUCAUCAUCUACACACGGCAGAGAUGACCUUCCUCCCAGAGGUUUCCAACCAUAUAGACCAGAGGAAGAGAUUCGGCCUAUGUUAACAUCCCCUUUUGGUUUGGAUGCCGCUUACCCAUAUCACCCAGCACUAUUUGCACACCAACCCUACCCUCAUCCUGCAUUUAGUCGUAUUGAUGAUCCUUUAGUUUUAGAACGAUGCCGAUUGAUGCACCCGCACUUCAUGACAUUUCCACCUCCAGGUAUCAUUCCACCUCCGGGAGUACAUCCUUUUUUAUCAUCUAGUCGUUAUCCUACAGAUCUUCUCCAUCAACAGUACCCACAGUACCUGCCAAACAGUUCUCGUCUGGCUGGAUAUCGGUCACCUGGACCAAAUGACAGGUCAAGGGCUGACGACGAGAAAAUCAAACGAAUUGACAGUGAUCGAGAGAUUGAAAGAGAGAAAGAACGAGAGAGGGAACUAGAGAGGCAAAAGGAAUUUGAGCAGCGAGAACAACAACAACAAGAAAAGGAACGUCUCCGUGAACUGGAACGACAGCAUCAAUUGGAGCGUCAACAUGAUGCCGAUCGCAGAAAGUCCGAAGUGAAUUACAUGCGUGAAGAAGAGCGCCGACAUACACUGCAACAGUCAGAUUCCACUUAUUCAGGUUCAAUCACUCAGGGUACCCCCAGAGAUUUAUUGUAUGUGGAGCGAUUAGCUCCAUCCCAAAACUCCUCUAAUGGACUUCCCGAGCAGGGACACCAUUCACAACGAGGGAGGCGCACUCCCUAUGAAUCCGGAGAUCAUUGUAGUAGUAGCGGCAGCAACUUGAUGUCUGUGGCCAGCCACCAACUAAAACAGGAACAGGAAGUUCAUCCCACCAGCCGACAUAGCACUAGUCCAGCAAUGCACCAUGAAGACCGUCGUAAACACCAUUCGUAUUUGGCUAAGAAUGAUUUCACCAUUCCCCGUCUUUCUAAGGAACAAUCUUCUAAUGUAAGUAAUAGCAACUCUUCAAGCCAUUCAAGCAAUCAGAAGUCCUCAGACAAACAUCACGAUACACAAGAUGACCGGCGUUCAGUCAAACCACCCCCGCUUGUUGCACCUGUCCGCUCCGGAUCGAACAGCGAUCUCGAACGAACAGACAAAAACUCUGAAAGUGGCCUAUUUCGGCCAUACGAUGUCCUUCAUCCAUACCGAUACCCCAGCCACCCCUACCCUGAUUCUCACAAAGCAGAAAAGAUUAAUUCAUACGAUAACAGCAGCGGUCGAAGUAGUAGCAACAAUAGGUCUAAUGAACAGUCAUCCCUCACCAAACAUGAACCCCCGAGUGAGGGCCCCUCCAGGCAGCGAAACACACAAGAGGAGUUUCAGUUUGACAUCAACUCGAGUAUCUGUUCUCAGGUAGUAAACAAAGCCCAUCCCCCUGAACUCCCCAACCACUACAGCAGUUAUUUUCGGAGCGGCUUCUACGACCGAUCUCUAUCAGUACACAUCAAUUCAGUAGUCGACGCCUCUUUCCAUAUUUACCCUGACCAGAACUUAGUCAGCAAGUUAGACUUGGAGGAAGCGAAGAUGAGAGAAUCACGUCUGAACGGAACAUAUUGUAGUGAUAGCGAAGAAGACGAAGAACUAACUGUUGCCAUGGAAAUGGAAAGGAAGCAGCAGCUGUGUAUCAUCACAACCAACCCACCUUUGGCACUAGACAAAUCACCAAGCAAAAUGCGUUACUUAAAGUCUAUGGGUUUAACAACUCAUUCGCGAAGAAGAGAUUUAGAAUUUGACCGUUACCGCAAACGGCGACAUAUGUUCCGGGAAGGCAGCUUAAGUCCAGUGUCGACGCCAGAGAACAAUCCAGAACCUGUGACCAAACUAACUGUACCACCAGUUUACGUCUCGGAACAGAUGUGUAUGCAAAAUGACUACAAACAGAAAUGUCGUUAUCUCCACUCAUUUCUACUCAGUCCACUUACUGGCGAUAAGAAAAAAGAGUAUGAAGCAAUCCGUCAAGCGUGUGAAGAGGAGAAAGCUCGGAGACUUGGUUUGGUGCUAGAAAAUGUAUUACAGCCACAACAGCAGCAGCAACAACAGCAACAACCUGAUGAAGAGAGACUUCUCUCAGAACCAGUUAAACGAUCAAAACCUGCCCUUCUUGACAGCUUACAUCGGAGGGUUAAGAGAAAAUCUACCGAUAUGGAAGGAUCAUCUCAGGUAUCAAACAAAUUAGAACAACCAUCCCGACCAAAAAUAUCUUUGAAUCAACUACAAGAACGCCACCUGGCGGCGACAGCCAGUUCCUCCUCCUCCUCCUCCUCCUCUUCUUCAUCGACGUCGUCGUCUCAGCCACACUAUCUCAAACAGACAAGUGUUUCCACUCUUCCCUCAGUAACGCCCAGCCUACAAAUGGCUAACCCAAGUAGGACUAGUCAGGAAAAUUCCCGCCCCCUCAUCUUUCCAGAGAACCGAGGUGACAGUCGUGACCAGCGGCGGCUUAAAGAAAAAUUUGCUCAAGAAUUUCAUGAAUCAGUGCUUGCUUCAACAUUUUCAAACAAAUCUUCAAACGGUAGAACAGGUAUGAAGUCGGUGGACAGUAGUAGAGACAAUACAGUCACUCACCUGUCUGCGGUGUCUUCAAUACUGCAGCAAUCACAGAAAUCCUCUUCACAUGAUUCCCACUCCAGUUUGUGUUCUCGGUCAGAUGAUGGACGUUUAGAGGCUACAGAUUCUUUCAAUGGCCAACCUUUGUUCAAAUGGCCAGGAAUUGAGACCAUUCUUGGCACCUAUCAACGUUAUUUAGAAGAACAAAGGCUUGAGCGCCACAUUCUCAACGACCGAUGCCAGAAGUUAAAGACUGACAAUAUUGAUCUGAAUCGGACAGCAGAGAAACUUAGUAGGAAAGUUUCUAAUUUACUUGAAAGCAAGAACCAUGAUGAUGAAGAACUUUGUCGGAUACGAAACAGUGUUGAUGCCCUGAGGCGCUAUUGUCUGCAGUUACCAAGAUGACAUUAAAGUUCCUAGUUGUCUUCAGCUGAAGAAUUAAUAUCAUCCCUUUCAAACAAACAAACAAAAACAAUUAAACCCUAAAAAAUGAAAAAGAGACGCUCACUUCCUCGUUGCCUCGGCUACAAUAUCAAUUUUGCCACUAAACCUCCUAGCAAUAUAAGUAACAACAGCAACAACAACAAACACAUCAUGACAUUGACUCCCUUUUAUUGAAGGUCCUGCCAGGUUAUCUCAGCAGCUGGAGAUAAGAUGUGUGCUGACCACGCAGCCUGGCUGGAACCUUCAAGACUUGUAAUUUAAACUCUACUCUUUUGUUGGACUCUUGUAUCUCAGCCUUUGACUCUCUCGAGUCCGGCUUUAACCACAACAUGGUCAAACUUUGAUUUUACUCCCCCUGAUGGGAAUUAAGGACUAUAUCCAUUCAAAUUGGUGCCAUCAACUCUUCUACCAUUAAAUUUCUCUUUAAAUCUU